AAUGAAAUGGAAGUAAUGAUUUGGUAAUGUAAUAAUCAUGGUUUGAAAUGAAACGAAAGUAGGAAAAGUAUUACUACUAUUAUUCUCUAAUUUUCCAUAAAAUACCCCGAAAGCAGCCAUAAUGCCCAUAAAGUCCCUCACCAACCAGGGCUGGAGCACCACAUUUAUUUAUAUUCAACUUUGGGUUCAUAGCCUUUCAGGACACACGCAACGAAUUCCACGAAUCCAAUCCUUUCCGUUUCGUCAACUUUCUCUCUACCUCAACAACUACAUUGACAAAUGACCACGGCGGAAGCGCAACCGGAGCAAGCCCCCGCCGCCGGAGACUUCAUUUUCCGUUCAAAGCUCCCGGACAUCCCCAUCCCGAAUCACCUCCCUCUCCACUCCUAUUGCUUCGAGAACAGCUCCCUCUACCCGGACCGCCCCUGCCUGGUGAACGGCGCCGAUGGGCGGACUUACACUUACGGCGAAGUGGAGCUCACCUGCCGGAAGGUCGCGGCGGGGCUUGACAAACAGGGGAUCAAGCGGGGAGACACCAUCAUGAUCCUGCUCCCCAACACGCCGGAGUUCGUGUUCGCGUUCCUCGGCGCGUCUUGCCGCGGGGCCGUCGCGACCAUGGCCAACCCGAUGUUCACUCCGGCGGAGGUGGUGAAGCAGAUUAAGGCAUCUAAUGCCAGGCUCAUCGUAACACAAGCCUGUAGCGUCGUUAAGAUAAAAGAAUACGCAGGGGAGAAUGGCAUCAAGGUGGUGUGCACGGACACGGCGGCAGACGGCUGCCUGCACUUCUCGGAGCUGGCGGAGGAAGAGGGGAUGAGGGAGGCGGGCGUGAAGCCGGACGACGUGGUGGCGCUGCCGUAUUCCUCCGGGACGACGGGGCUUCCGAAGGGGGUGAUGCUGACCCACAAGGGGCUGGUGACCAGCCUGGCGCAGCACGUGGAAGGGCAGAAUCCUCACUUUUACCUCCGCGGUGAAGACGUGCUGCUCUGCGUUUUGCCCUUCUUCCACAUCUACUCGAUGUCCAUAUUUCUCUGCGGGUUGCGGGUCGGGGCCCAGAUCCUGAUCAUGCAGAGGUUCGACAUCGUGCCGUUCCUGGAGCUCAUACAGAAGUACAAAGUGACGAUUUGCCCCUUCGUGCCGCCGAUCGUUUUGGCCAUUUCUAAGAGCCCGGCGGUGGACAAUUACGACCUUUCGUCGGUUCGGAUUGUCAUGUCCGGGGCGGCCCCCUUAGGUAAGGAGCUCCAAGACACCGUUAGAGACAAAUUCCCGCAGGCUACAUUUGCGCAGGGAUAUGGAAUGACAGAAGGAGGGUCCGUACUGGCGAUGAGCUUAGCCUUCGCAAAAGAGCCUUUCCAGAUCAAAUCGGGGUCGGUGGGUACUGUGGUUCGGAACGCCGAGUUGAAGAUUGUGGAUCCGGAGAUCGGAUCCUCUUUGCCCCGGAAUCAACCCGGGGAGAUUUGUAUCAGGGGCGACCAAAUCAUGAAAGGUUAUUUGAAUCAACCAGAGGCUACUAAAAGCACGAUUGACGAAGAAGGAUGGCUGCAUACGGGAGAUAUAGGGUACAUCGAUGAGGACGACGAGCUGUUCAUUGUGGACCGACUGAAGGAGCUCAUCAAAUACAAGGGCUUCCAGGUUGCCCCAGCUGAACUUGAAGCCUUACUCCUUAACCAUCCCCUACUCUCUGAUGCUGCAGUCAUCCCCAUGAAAGAUGAAGAGGCAGGAGAAGUUCCAGUUGCUUUUGUUGUUAAGUCGAAUGGAUGCAGCAUCACGGAGGAUGAAGUUAAAGACUUUGUCUCCAAACAGGUUAUAUUUUACAAAAGAAUAAAGAAAGUAUUUUUUGUGGAUGCUGUUCCCAAGUCUCCAUCAGGAAAAAUUCUAAGAAAGAACCUAAGGGCAAGACUAGAAGCUGGACUGCCCAAUUAAUCCUCUACAUGCGACUAGGAGCCUUCUGAGUUUUUUCCUUACACUUUAAUUUUCUACUGUUGUAUAAUAAUUGCAAUUAUUGUCAAUAAUGGUAUCAAGAGUACUCUUCAUAAAAGUUUGAUUAUUUUAUAUCCACAUUAGAUUGUAUACAAGUCAUAUUUAAACAAAAAAAAAGAAUUAUAAUACCAAUGAAAAAGUCGGAUGUCUUCGAUAAUAUGCACAUUAAGAGCCCAUUUGGUAAUA
Molecule: messenger RNA, 2163 nt
Organism: Cuscuta epithymum
Lineage: Eukaryota; Viridiplantae; Streptophyta; Magnoliopsida; Solanales; Convolvulaceae
Source: the annotation of a GenBank genome assembly